AUGCGGAUUGGGAACAAAUGGGCCGAUAUAGCCAAGAUAUUGUCUGGAACGACAGAUAAUAACAUAAAAAAUCGCUGGAAUGCCACCAAGCGCAAGCAACUCUCUCAACGCAAGUUCCUCCCAAACAAUGACGAUUCCAACCUCUUGCAAGACUACAUUAAGAGUGUCACCACUCCGUCUCCUCCAGAACGAUCGGCACUGGCUUGUGGUGGCGACCACAAAACUGUGAAGCAGUCAUUGUCUUUGUCGACGACAGCCAUUUCUCAUGGCUCGGAUGUACAGCCUAAAGCGGUCAAGCGCCCCCAGCAGGCCCCGAAUCACCACUACCACAGCCAGUCACUGCUGCUGGCUCAGAGGCCUGCCAGCAAUUACGUCAGUUUUCCAAUGGUUGAUGGGAAUGAAAAUCUUGGGUUUUAUUAG
Molecule: messenger RNA, 420 nt
Organism: Rhodamnia argentea
Lineage: Eukaryota; Viridiplantae; Streptophyta; Magnoliopsida; Myrtales; Myrtaceae
Product: transcription factor MYB119-like
Exons: 1
Coding region: 1-420 (139 amino acids)
Biological process (GO): regulation of stomatal movement
Source: RefSeq, a predicted model, not a curated record